AGUCUUCUUUGGCCUGCAGGGCGGGGGGGGAAGGUGCGGGCGCCCGCGGCGGGGGAGCUUCGAUGGGGAAGCGCGAGAAGGCCGGCGGGCACGAGGACGCCGAGGCCAUGGGCGCGGGGCUGGAGGGCCCGAAGCGGCGCCGUGCGGAGGAGGAGCCCGCGGCCCAGCAGGGGCGCGGCGGGGGCCGCGGCGCGGGGCGCGGCGCGGGGCGAGGCGGCCGGGGCGCGGCGGGCGAGGCUGCGCGGCCGUCCGCGCUGGAGAUGUUCAGGCCGGGCAAGGGGCGGAAGUACACCAUGUCAGUAGCCCUGCCUGCCAGCGUCCUCGACAAUGCCCAGAGCGGCGAGCUUAAGGCGCUGCUGGUGGGUCAGAUCGCCCGCGCCCUCACCAUCUUCGCCGCCGACGAGGUCGUCCUGUACGAGGACAGAUCGGACACUCCGAGAAGCGAGGACGACCAGGAGCUCUCGAAGAGCAUGGCCUUCUUCGCGCGGAAUCUGCAGUACCUUGAGACGCCGCAGUACCUCCGCCGCCAGCUGCUGCCAAUGCAUAAGGAUUUGAAGUGGGUGGGCCUGCUCAGCCCCCUCGAUGCGCCGCACCACCUGCGGAAGCACGAGAAGCUGCCCUACCGGGAGGGCGCCGUGCUUCCUCCAG
This is a messenger RNA of Prorocentrum cordatum, 648 nucleotides long. NCBI's taxonomy places the organism in Eukaryota, Dinophyceae, Prorocentrales, Prorocentraceae. The record is from the annotation of a GenBank genome assembly.